Molecule: messenger RNA, 671 nt
Organism: Vanrija pseudolonga
Lineage: Eukaryota; Fungi; Basidiomycota; Tremellomycetes; Trichosporonales; Trichosporonaceae
Gene: RPL31
Product: 60S ribosomal protein L31
Exons: 4
Coding region: 112-486 (124 amino acids)
Biological process (GO): cytoplasmic translation
Cellular component (GO): ribosome; cytosolic large ribosomal subunit
Molecular function (GO): structural constituent of ribosome
Source: RefSeq, a predicted model, not a curated record
GCCUCGCACAGUCUGGCAGCAGCACACUGAGCGCUCGCUGCAGCAUCUCAUCGGCGCAAAGGGUACAGCAACAGCCUCUCCAUCCGUCAAGUCGGUACACAGUCUAGAAAAAUGGCGCCCACCCAGAAGACCCGCAAGACGCGUUCCGCGCUCCAGGACGUCGUUACCCGCGAGUACACGAUCAACCUCCACAAGCGCACCCACGACCUCUCCUUCAAGAAGAAGUCGCCCAAGGCCAUCAAGGAGGUCACCCUCUUCGCCCAGAAGGCCAUGGGUGUCAAGGACGUCCGCAUCUCGCCCGCCCUCAACCAGCACAUCUGGGCCCGUGGUGUCCGCACUCCCCCCCGCCGCGUCCGUGUCCGCCUCGAGCGCAAGCGUAACGACGACGAGGGUGCCAAGGAGAAGCUUUACGUUGUCGCUUCGGUUGUCGAGGGUGUCACUUCGUUCAAGGGCCUCGAGACCGCCGUUGUUGAGGCCGACGAGUAGACGACUGGGAUUUGAGCAUGGGUGGCAAUGGGUGUAGGCUGUAGCCCGGCGUCAUGACAUUCUUCAGCCGUGUACUUGAACGGUUCAUGUGGAGUUGCAUGGAGAGGUCGAAGGGGUGCUGUUGGCGAUGGCGGGAGUGAAGAGAAGGGCUGGAGCUCGUGAACUGACAGCUACGAGCCAGGGAU